Chenopodium quinoa (quinoa) is the source of this 1431-nucleotide messenger RNA. RefSeq names its product protein FAR1-RELATED SEQUENCE 7-like. The record is from RefSeq and is a predicted model, not a curated record. The coding region runs from base 1 to 1431 and encodes 476 amino acids. Lineage: Eukaryota; Viridiplantae; Streptophyta; Magnoliopsida; Caryophyllales; Amaranthaceae. Gene Ontology annotation, biological process: regulation of DNA-templated transcription. The transcript is spliced from 6 exons.
AUGACAAACCAAGCACCUUCUAUUGCAGCUGGUAUAAGAGAAGUUUUCCCAAAUUCUAGACAUCGUCUGUGUACAUGGCAUCUUACGGAGAACUCAAAAACAAAUAUCGGUAAAUUCAGAGUUUUGAAGGAGUUCACUGAUCUUUUUGAUUAUCUGCUCAAGUACUGUGAAACUACUGCUGAAUUCGAACAUUAUUGGCCAAGGAUGAUGAACAAGUACAAUUGUAAUGAUAAUGAUUGGUUAAAUCAUUUGUACUCGAUAAAAGAAAGAUGGUGUCCAGCCUAUUCUAAAGCAUAUUUUUCCGGAGGAGUUUUGAGUUCCCAAAGGAGUGAAACCACAAACCGUUCGAUUUCUCAUAGAUUGAGGAAGACGAAUGGGUUGUGUGAUUUUUACAAGACUUUUCUUGAUGUUGUGGCUGAGUGGAGGAGUAAGGAAAGUAAGCAGGACUUUCGGUUUUUGAGAGGUAAUCGUCAUUUGGCGGUUGCUAAUGUAAGUCUUCUUAUUCAUGCUAGAGAGGUUUAUACAAUUUCGGUUUAUAUUGUCUUUGAAGAUCAAUUUGCAAAAGCUAUUUCUUGUUCUCAAGAGAGAAAGUAUGAAAAUGAUGAGACAAUUAGUUACUUGGUAUGGAGGCCUAAUAAGGAUAUUAUUAGGCAUGAGAUACCCGAAGAAUACAUAGUUAAGAGAUGGACUAAAACCGCGAUGUGUAGUCAUGUGGUUGAUGGAGAUGUUGUUCAAGAGAAUGUGAUUUCUUCUUCUAUUUGGAGAGCUCAUAUGUUAAGAAAGUUUAUUCAACUUGUUACAUCUUGCCAAGAUCACCUUGAAGCACGAGUUGAAAUUGAAUAUACAUUUGAAAUGUUAAGGGAGAAGGUUGAGAGUGUUAGAGGGCCAAUUGAUUUUGAUGAGGAAGAAGAGGUUCAAGAGGUUGAAAAUGAUGCACAACCUAUUCAAAAUCCGAAAGUAAUUAGGAAAAAGGGUGAAAGGAAUGAUAGGCCAAAGAGCACUAUUGAAAAAGCUUGUAAUAAGGCCAAGGGGUGGAAGAAAAAAGUAGAUAAAUACAAGGAUGAAGUUAAAGCUACUGUUCAAAAGGUUUUUCAGGUUUUAGAUGAUGAUGGUGAUCCUUUGACUUAUUCACACCCAACAACAAAAGAUUCAAGUCUUAAUGUCCUUCCAAAACAAAUGAAUGGGCAAUCAUCAAUGGGUAAUGGACGACAACCCUCAAAGAAAAACACUAAUACGAGUAAACCUUCUUCAUCAAGUCAAUUUGGAUAUCAAGCUAAAAAAGGAAGUUUUCAUUAUGAGAACAACAAAUGGUAUCAGUAUUUUGAUGUUGGGCGCAAUGCUACAAAUGAAGGGAGUGAAGUUGGUGGAUCUUCAAAUGUUUCACAAUAUAAUGAAAUGUUAUCCAUGUUUGAUAAGACAAUCAAUGUUUAG